Capsella rubella is the source of this 714-nucleotide messenger RNA. RefSeq lists its product as uncharacterized. NCBI's taxonomy places the organism in Eukaryota, Viridiplantae, Streptophyta, Magnoliopsida, Brassicales, Brassicaceae. The coding region runs from base 1 to 714 and encodes 237 amino acids. The transcript has a single exon. The record is from RefSeq and is a predicted model, not a curated record.
AUGGACGAGUGGUUUCACUACAACCACAUCUUGAGAGAGAAGAGAUUAGCUUAUGCCAUUAGCCAACUCGUGGGAGAUGCUCGCCAAUGGUGGUUGCAAGAAGUUGAUUAUCGCUGGUACUACAAGGAGCCGAGUAUCACCUCGUGGAGAGAUCUUAAGAAGCUGUUAAUGAAUAAAUAUGCUCCACAAGCCAAUGCUAAGAAACCAGCCUUAUUCCAAGAUCAAAAAAAAUUCCCAGCACCCGUGGAGGCUAAGACGCAGCCAGCCCUUGUUGAGAAGUUGAUCAAGCACUAUAAAAAUAAGAAAAUGGAGGAUACACCAACAUCUCAACCGAAGAAGGUCACCAAACAAGUUGCCAUUCACAAGCAAAGUCUAAAACCAUCAUUUGAAUCAUGCGAUGAAGCGAAGCAAUGUCAUAGUACGAAGCAUGAGAAUGAGAAAACUAAAGAGGCUUUAAAAGAGAAACCAAUGAUGCUCCAAGAAGACACUAAGAACAAUAAUAAAGAGAAUGAAGAGAUUCAACCACUCGUAGCCGUUCAAAAUCAGCAAAGCUCAAGCAAUAAGGAAGAACAAAGUGAAAACAAAACCUUAGAAUAUAUCGCCUCGUUGCAAGCUAAGUGUACUAAUUUCUCUUUCCAAUAUGAGUUUGUGCUUGAUAAACUAACCAAUAUAACAAGACCGUCCGAGAAUGUCGCUUUAAUGAGGGCGACCUAG